AUGCCCAGUGAAGUGGGAUGCGCUGGCCAGUGGCGUACUGCUAAAGUUUCCCUAGGCGAAAUCCGAGUAAUACAAGAAAACGUACAGAGAUCUGCACUCGCCACGGAGGAGCUAAUUAUCGAGGCCAAAAAACAACGUAUCUCCAUCGUGCUCGUACAAGAACCCUACAUCGGAGCGGUAAGAAGAAUGAAGGACUACACGGGCACAAGAGUCUACCAACACACCGGGGUUGGCAAUCAUACCAAAGCGGCUAUUGUCGUACCAGACAAUAAAAUCCAUGUCACACAAUACCCCGAGUUAUCCAGUCCGAAUAUGGUUGCCAUAUCUGUAGAUACAGAAAGAAGAAAACUCAACCUAGUCUCGGUAUACUUCGAACCGCAUCCGAACCCCUUAAGUCCGCACCUCCAGACACUGAAACAAGUCGUCGAGAAAUUAGGACGGAGAACAAUAGUGGGAGGGGACGUAAACGCCAGAAACGUCUGGUGGGGGGAUAGGAUAACCAACGAGAGGGGAGAAGAGGCAGAGGCGACCUUCAUAGCGCCGGAUUGGAGAUCUUAA
Messenger RNA from Pieris macdunnoughi, 558 nucleotides. The record is from the annotation of a GenBank genome assembly. NCBI's taxonomy places the organism in Eukaryota, Metazoa, Arthropoda, Insecta, Lepidoptera, Pieridae.